Messenger RNA from Plasmodium fragile, 2439 nucleotides. RefSeq lists its product as uncharacterized. Bases 1 to 2439 code for a protein of 812 amino acids. The transcript is spliced from 5 exons. The record is from RefSeq and is a predicted model, not a curated record. Lineage: Eukaryota; Apicomplexa; Aconoidasida; Haemosporida; Plasmodiidae.
AUGGACAAUGAGACGGAUGAUGAAAUAAUAGCAAGUACGUGUGAACCGUCUCACGCUGCACACAACGACGGCAACAGACUUAGUGACAACGACCAGGCUGUGUGCUGGCUAGUAUUAAAGGCAUUAAGUUUUAAACAUGGCAUCCACUGGGAGCGCAGCAGCACGCACUUGAAUACUGUGCAACCUAGACAACAGGGACAUCAGACCGUGAUGCCAUAUAUGAAAUGUAUUUUAGUAAAUAUAUUUAUGAAAAAAAUAAUAGGAGAAAAGUGUUUGCGCACGGCUCGUGGCAACCAUGCGUUUACGGCCGCGCAGCAUUUGGUACGGGACGGACAUGCGAACGAGCCGAAUAUGGAAUGUGAGGCGGCUGAUAGGGUGGACGGCAGAAGGCAGAAGUCACAAAACACGCAAGAUUGGAAUUUAUGGCCCAUAAUGUCCAGAUGGCUUGACAGGAACACGGGAUACUUGAGGGAUGGCGAGGUAGGAGUAUUAGGGACGGAAUGCAUAGUACAAAGAGACAAUAGUGCACAAGAAAUACAGAAAGCGGCGAACAACAAAAUUGAGGAAGUGGGGCAAGCACUACAGCAGGAGGUGCAACAAAUAUUGGAAGAACUACAUAAAUCCAGCGACAGCGACAGUAUGGAGACUAUAAUACAGCGCGUGAAGCAGGGGCAGGACUCCGCUUCGAAAACUCCACAAGAACACGCACACUCACCGGGGGAAACACAGGCAACAUCAUCAUCAUCCACAACAUCAUCAUCACAGCCAGGCAAGUCAGACUCAGAAACACGGUCACCUCCCGCAGCCGUACCCGCCCCUGCCGACAACCACACACCAGCCACACCAGUAGCGGCGAAACCGGCAACGGUGACACCGGGGGCGAAGGCAUCAUCUGGUGCUGGUGGUGGUGGUAGUGGUGGUGGUCCGAAUGGUGGCCCUGAAGCCGGGAGGGGAAAGAAGGGGAAGAAGGCCGCAACAGCAGAUAAUUGUGAUUGGAAUAGCAUAGUGGAAGAAUGGAGGAAGCAAAUGUACGUGCUGCGUACUUAUGCUAGCACAGAACUCAAGGUAUUGAAGGAUGUGUUGCAGCAAUUUACUGAUUAUAUGGAAGAGAAGAAGGAUAUGAUGGAUGAAUACGGUGUAAAUUGUGAAAAUUAUGGUUGGGAUGAUAUCUCCUCAGAUGGGAGUCAUCACAUGGGCCAAAAAGUAGCGGACAUGAUGCGAUGCCGACUCAUGUCAGGUGCACUGUGGUUUGCAAACGGUAAUAAAGUAGAAGGCCCCAAAGAAGAUGGAGCAAGGGGAAAUGUCCACAUGGAUGAAACGGAGGAGAGGCUGAGAUGUGAGGUAGCAAAUGCAUUUGGGUACAUAUUGGAAAGAAAAUUUUGUGCACAGCAAAAAGGAUUUAAGAGGGGUGUAAAGUAUGCCUGGAAAACAAUGGAACACAUGGUCUCAAGUAAAUAUGGAACGGGGCAAACAAUGACAGGUGCAGUCUUUGAGCGAAGGUGCACAGAAUGUGGGUAUAACAUUGAGAAAAGUGGAGUAAGAGUAGUAGAUGGAGAAAUGGUAGACUGGUUAGUACGAAACGGCGGAAUAAUGGACAAAAUAGGAAACAUGGAAAACCACAUGCCCUGUGAUCAGACGUGGCAGGCGUAUAAAAAAAGUCAGGGUGUUACAGACCAAGUCCAGGACAUUAGCGAGAAGAUGCCUGAGGUAAAACAAACGGAGGAAGAAGUAAGGACGGAGACGAAGAAAGCUGUUGAGCACGUGAAGGCCAUAGUGGAACGCAAAAUUCAGGAAGCGGAAAAAAAAGCAAAGGAGCCGAGCAAGGACGCGGCGCGCGCCACAUCCCCAGGACCAGCACCGGCGCCAGCACCACCGCCAGCGCAAACCACAUCAGGUGACGACACGGGACCACCUCAACCAGCAGCAGCACCACAGUCACCACCAACUGCAGAAACGGCUGGAGCAAAGGCAGGAGGAAAGGGUGAAGCAGGACCACCCGCACCUAACGAAGCAGCAGAAUUAGGUACAGGAGGACCAGAGCAGAGUCCGAACAAGGAAGAAACCAACGUUACACCCAAGGAUGACAAAGGCGAUGCCGUCGUUGACGGCGGUAACGAUGACCCCCCUCCUCUCAAUCCACCCAAACCACAACCGAACCCGAACCCCGAUCAAUCGGGGAGCGGCGGUAGUAGUAGCGGCGGAGACCCCGGUCAGGCGGGACAGGACGGCAACCGUGGUGAGGAAGGAGAUCCUGGGACAAAGGCUGCGGAUCAGGAUGAAUUCUCCGUAAAGAUCAGUCUAUGGGGAAUAGGGGGACCAACUUCGGGUAGUGCAGGCGGUGGACAAAAUGCGGGCCAUGGACAUGGCGGUGACCUACCUUGCAGCCAACAUCCUUCUGCAAAGAUGCCGAAAAAGGAGACUACGCAGUUCCUGACCUAA